Molecule: messenger RNA, 994 nt
Organism: Brassica oleracea var. oleracea
Lineage: Eukaryota; Viridiplantae; Streptophyta; Magnoliopsida; Brassicales; Brassicaceae
Exons: 1
Coding region: 98-994 (298 amino acids)
Source: RefSeq, a predicted model, not a curated record
GCUCUCAAGACUCGAUCAAAUCGUCAAAACACAGUAAAACCCAUCUCUUUCUUCAAUCUCCAUUCCUUCUCGAUCUCUGAAACUCCCCAUAUCCGCCAUGGAUCUUGCCCCUGAAGAGCUUCAACACCUCAGCAUCAAAGGUAUCCUACGUGAAUCAACGUCAAUCCCCAAAUACUCCCCCAAAACCUUCGGCCUCGUAACCCUAACCCUAAUAUUCCCUCUCUCCUUCGCCAUCCUCGCACAUUCCCUCUUCACACAACCCAUCGUAGCUCAGCUCAACCAAUGGACUUUCUUCGUCGUCGUCUUCAACUUCUGCUACCUCGCCUUCCUCUUCGCCUUCUCUCUCCUCUCCACCGCCGCCGUCGUCUUCACCGUCGCCUCUCUCUACACUUCGAAGCCCGUUUCUUUCACCUCAACGAUCUCAGCUAUCCCCCUCGUCCUGAAUCCACUCUUCGUCACUUUCAUCUGGGUUUGUCUCUUGAUGCUCACUUACUACACCGUGUUCUUGAUCUUCUUGGGCUUAGCUUUCUUCUCGUCGCUAGUAAUCUCCGUUCUCUUCUUGGGAGUUCACGUUUACAUGACGGCUCUGUGGCAUUUAGCCAGCGUGGUCUCUGUUCUUGAGCCGGUUUACGGUUUCGCCGCCAUGAAGAAGAGCUACGACUUGCUAAAAGGGAAGACCUUUAUGGCUUGUGCGGUGGUUUUCAUCUAUCUCGCUCUCUGUGGAUUCGUUUCUGAAGUUUUCGGUAAGGUGGUGGUUCGUGGCGGAGAGGAUCACGGAGUCUUCGCUAGGAUAGUCGCUGGUGGGUUCUUGGUUGGUGUUCUUGUGGUAGUGAAUCUUGUUGGGCUGCUUGUGCAGAGUGUGUUUUACUAUGUUUGCAAGAGCUUUCAUCAUCAGGAGAUUGAUAAGUCUGCGUUGCAUGAUCAUCUUGGUGGGUAUCUUGGUGAAUACGUGCCUCUUAAGAGCAGCAUUCAAAUGGAGCACUUUGAUAUUUGA